Uranotaenia lowii is the source of this 3423-nucleotide messenger RNA. RefSeq names its product UPF0746 protein DDB_G0281095-like. Gene Ontology annotation, biological process: regulation of transcription by RNA polymerase II. The coding region runs from base 377 to 1849 and encodes 490 amino acids. The transcript has 5 exons. The record is from RefSeq and is a predicted model, not a curated record. NCBI's taxonomy places the organism in Eukaryota, Metazoa, Arthropoda, Insecta, Diptera, Culicidae. Gene Ontology annotation, cellular component: nucleus. Gene Ontology annotation, molecular function: protein binding.
GCUGCUGAAGCACUGAUGGUUUGCGAAAGAGUCUCUCCAUAAUAGUUAUUGUCAUUUUUAAAGAAAAAAUGUAAUUAUAUUUUUUAAUAGUUCUCCAACCUGCAUCUCAAGGGAAGAAAUGUUGAUUUAACAUCUUGCCGCUGCAUAAUUCGAAGACCAAAAAUCAAUUCAACCGUGCCGUGAGUGAUUUCGAGCCAGUGUUUUCCAGUAGGUCCGAAGAAAAAGUAUUGCUUUUUAAGGAGAGGGAGCUCCGUGGAUCAAAAAGACAAGAAAAAAAGUGUUCUGAAACGCUUCCUGUGGGGGAGGACAAUUUUUCGAGAUCGGAAUUUGGUUUUGUUUUCGAAAGGUGUCCAGUGAGCAACAAUAAUAGUAAACCAUGUCGUCCGGGCUGGUGGACAAAUCGUUUGUCAGCACCGACGAGCUGUUUUAUCUGAAGUGGAACAACUUCCAGAAGAAUGUGAGCACCCAGUUCGAGAAACUGCGGGAGGAGGAUGAUCUGGUGGACAUUACCUUUGCUUGCGAGGGUAAAAAGCUGACGGCCCACAAGUUGGUUCUGUUUGCCUGUAGUCCUUUCUUCAAGGAAUUGCUGAAGAAAAACCCAUCCCCGCAUCCGGUGUUCUUCAUGAACGAUGUGAAGUACGACGUGCUGAAGGCAAUUCUCGAGUAUAUGUACCUGGGAGAGGUGCACAUCACCAACGAGAAUCUGAAGGACUUCAUCAAAACCGCCGAAGGGCUGCAAAUUCGUGGACUGAGCAAGGAGAACAACCAGAGUGAUUUGGUGGUUCCACCACCGGCGACUUCUUCUCCGCUGCGCAAAGAAGAAAAGGACCACGUCGUGACCGAGAACGCCCAGCUGCUGGAGGAAUUUUGCCGCAAAAGACCGGAACCGGGUGAAAUCGUUCACCCAAGUCAGCAGCAGCACUCACAACAAACGGCCGGAACCGUUGUCGGUCUCAACAUAAAACGCUUAAAAACACUCGACGGCCAGAUUCAUAGCGUGGUGGAUGGCUCCAACGUGCAACCUAAGGUAGAAAUGGUUGAAUACUUGGAAACAGAAGGAACAAGCCACCAGUCACCAACCUAUUGUAGCAUGGAUAACUUCACUGAUAAAACUACAACGCGAACGAUAGCUCACAUGACUCAAAUUCAUACAACUGCUUUUACGCAAGCAACUGCACAACCUGGCAGUUCUGGCCAUCAGCAAGCACAGCAACAGCAACAACAGCAGCAGCAGCAGCAGCAACAGCAAUUACAGCAGCAGGUUCAGCAGUACAAAUCCGAAGAGGACAGUAGUUGGAUGGAGAAAUCCUUGGACAAUAUCUCGGUCAACUCGGAACACCAACAGCAACCACAGGAGGUGAAACCGAAAACCAAGGGCAGCCGAGCCAAUCGAUCACAGGACGAUAAAACCAACUGUCUGACACCACGCUGCUGUCCGGUAUGUUCUCGGCUUUACUCGAACGUGUCCAACUUGCGACAGCACAUGCGACUGAUACACAAUCCGACGGCCGUUUGCUGCCCCAUCUGUCAGAAGCAUUUCAACUCGGAACUCUACCUGAAGCGUCACUACUCGUCGAUACAUUCGAUCAACCCGGGCGAAGGAGAAAUUGUGGAACAAAAGCCGCAACCUGCUCAACUUGCGGCAGCGGCCCAACAACAGCAGCAGCAACAACAACAACAACAACCUCAACAGCAGCAACCAGCUCAGCAACAGCAAAAUCAACAACAACAACAACAACAGCAGCAACAGCAACAACAGCAGACAGCAACUACUGCGGCCUCCACCAACACCUGGAAUCCGUACCAUCACCACGAUACGACUCAGCUGGUAAACCCAUUUAUCAAAUAAUCACUAUUGGUUACAACAGGACCGCAUAGAAAGCAGUCUCCCUCAUCGGGGGGAUAUUUAGGUGGAAACAGUAGCGGAACGGAAGGAAACAGCGGUGGCAUCUCUAGCAACGCCUUCCUCGGCUAGGUGGUAAUACCUACAAUUUUAUUUUGCAUAAUGUAUUCCCUUUUUGAAAUCCAUUUGAAAGGUUUUGCAAUGCUUCAAAUAAGUUUUAAUUAUUGAUUGUAAUUAUUGUAAAGAUUAUUUGAAAGCUUAUUGUAAAGUUUGAUUAUGUAAGGGUGGUAUCGACGUAAAAGGGUACUGAAUUGGCCGAAAACUAAACUGUAACCUUCAGUCUCACUGGUUAUGCCAUGUUAUCACGACUAUUCGCGUAGAACUCCUAGUAUUGCAAAAAAAAAAUGCCAUUGACAAAUUGGAAUUUUGAGUCCUUCAGGAAAAAAACGAAAAUCAUUUGGUGGAAUGUGUUCCUUUCGGUCAUAAGAAAUCAUUGGACCUGGAGAAAACCAAACCAAUAUUAUUUUCACUAUUCUACUACCAGUGAAUUUAUCGGAAGAGAGGACUGAAUUCGAUACAAGCUAAAGCCCUCCAGAAAUCCCAAUUAUGACGUAAAUUUGUGCAGUCUACGCACGUUCGACUUAUGACAGUGCAUGCGUUUCCAACUUAUUUGUUCAAAAUAAAUUUUCAACACCAAAAAAUUGAGCAGAGUGAACUUGGCAAAUCUUGAUAUUAGCUUUAUACUAAAAUAUCAUGUCAAAGAAGGUCCAUUUUUUUAUCAUCUGCUCAGUUGGUGUUUGUUCGAACAGUUGAAGAUAUUUUUAAAAAGUUUAAUAUAAUUUUGCCUCCAUUGCCUCCGAUAUCUUCCAUUUGCCAGAUGGAGUUUUCUACCUAAACUGAAUGGAAAUUAUUCUCGUACUCAACCAAAAGCAAUUCGAAUCAGUUAAGUGGAUUUAUUUAAAAUGGCAUGCGAAAAAACCCCUUGAGGAUUGAAUAAACGAACAUAAUUUCGAACGUUCGUCACUGUGGAAGACACAUCCGGAACUUUUGGCGUAUAUCACCUACUUUACAAUUAUUUGCCAAUAGAGCAAAAUUUUUACUGUCCGCGAUCCACGAGAUAUUUGUGUGUUUCCCUAUAUUGAACAACCUAAUCUCAUCCGUUGUGCAUUCGAGACACAGAACUCACCGCCAUUGAGUGAGGAUUCGAGUACAUAUUAGGGUACCUAUAGGAAUAUUAGCUAACUAGAACACUAUGACACAGAUUCAACUUAGGCUAAUGCAAAUUUGACAAACUAGAUUUUAGGAGUGAGCGGUGUUAUCAAGAAAUCAGUACGUAGCCGAUAGUUUACCGAUUAAGAAGAGUAAUGGAAGCACGUUGCAGAAGAAAGCAUACCCACAGCUUGCGGCAAAACAUCAACCUACUAUGAAAACAUGUGGAUGAAGUAGAUUUUAUCUGUAAUGUUGAGGGCAAAUAUAAACUACUAAGUAUAUACUAAAGCAUACAUUGAACCGGAAACUCUGGGACAUAACGUGUAAAUACAGUUACAAAGCAAAACAGAUUGAACAUUAAAUAUAGAUAU